AAUAAAUGCACAAAAUUUUCAAAAUAGAAAGAAUCGGUACCACCUCAGAGUUCAAGAGGAAGGACAGGCUCGCACUGACAAAGCGUAAAAGAACCAGGCAUCUCAAGAAGGCUAAAUCUAGCCUAUGUGAGGGCACUCGGAUGAAAUUGAUCCGGAAGCAAACUCAGCUACAUAAUGAAGAAAAAGAGCUAUUUCAAAAGAGAGAUAGGCCAGCUAAAGAUGACCUUAGCUCUUCCUUAGUAGAUGGCAAAGCCAUUAAAGAAGUCAACGAAGCUGAUGCUAAGAAAGUUGAGCUUAUUGAUACUAUCGAGACUAAUGAAAGUCUCGUACUUGGUAAUCAGCCAGAAGGUACCCCACAAGAAACAAACCCUAUGAAUUUGAUAUCAGCAAUGGAUCAAGGAAUUAUCCAAUCUUUGCAGUUUAAUGACUUUGUGUAUGAAGACUUACAACGGGUGAAGAAAAAUGGCCCAAGAAACUUAUUGCCGCCUGCUACAAAGGACACACCAGAAUACUGAUUAGUUCUCGACCUCGAUGAGACACUGGUCCACUGAAGUGUCACUCCAUUCGAAGGAUAUGACGAAGUUCUUAACAAUAUUUACAUUUCAUACCGUCCUUUUCUGCUUGAAUUUCUUGAAAAGGCCAGCCAAUUUUUUGAAGUUGUGAUGUUUACCGCUUCAGAAUCAGCUUAUGCAAACAUGGUUGUGGACCGAUUUGACCCAGAGCAGAAGUACAUCCACCAUAGACUCUUCCGGGAGUCCUGACUCAAAGUGUACGGGAACUACAUCAAAGACCUUAAUGUGCUUGGAAGAGACCUUAACAAGACCAUGAUAGUUGAUAAUAGUAUGGUUUCCUUCAUCCUCAAUCUUGACAGCGCGAUUCCGAUCGAGAGUUAUCAAGGCAGUAAACAGGAUAUCGAGCUGUACAGAUUGAUGGAGUUAAUGGCUAACGCCAUUGACUCUCACUCUACAAGUACCAAUAAGACAUCAGAUGAGACUGAGCCCUUGCUAAACCUCAAAGAACAUUUCGCUUCCAUUUUUAGGAUGGAAGACAGGUUCUCCUUUUGGAGACAGCAAAUGAACACCAAUUUUGAAGGCCUCGGAAUUCCAUUUUCAAACUAA
Messenger RNA from Moneuplotes crassus, 1118 nucleotides. Lineage: Eukaryota; Ciliophora; Spirotrichea; Euplotida; Euplotidae. The record is from the annotation of a GenBank genome assembly.